Messenger RNA from Dioscorea cayenensis subsp. rotundata (Guinea yam), 1500 nucleotides. Its product is annotated as type I inositol polyphosphate 5-phosphatase 8-like. Gene Ontology annotation, molecular function: phosphatidylinositol-3,4,5-trisphosphate 5-phosphatase activity; inositol-polyphosphate 5-phosphatase activity; phosphatidylinositol-4,5-bisphosphate 5-phosphatase activity. The record is from RefSeq and is a predicted model, not a curated record. Lineage: Eukaryota; Viridiplantae; Streptophyta; Magnoliopsida; Dioscoreales; Dioscoreaceae. Gene Ontology annotation, biological process: phosphatidylinositol dephosphorylation.
GUCCUUUCUUAUGCUUUCCAUUUAUCCCUCUCCCUUUCUCUUUCUCUAAGAUUUUCUCAAAGCAACUUCUCUUCUUCUCUUCCAAUCAUGAGAACCAACUCUGCUUCAAAUCCAAAGUAUUCAUGGCCAAAGAGUGUUGUCAAGAAAUGGCUCAACAUGAAGAACAAGCCCAAUGAUUUCCAUUCCCAUUCCAACAUCAACACACAAGCUCAAGUUCGGAGAAAGAGCUGCUCUGACAAAGACUCUAUUACCCGAUCUCCAAGAAAAUUAUAAUCAGUGGUUACCGGAUCUUAAUCCGCCACGAUUCGGACCCGACCCGUUAACUGUCUCAUCAUCUCCUCCACAUGACAACCUCCGGAUGUUUGUGGGGACUUGGAACGUGGGUGGGAGAGCCCCAAACUCAAGUCUUGAUCUUCGGGAAUGGUUCGAUCGCACGUGUUAUCCAGCCGACAUCUACGUGCUAGGGUUUCAGGAGAUAGUUCCUUUGAACGCAGGGAAUGUUCUUGGGGCUGAGGACAAAGGACCGGCUGCCACGUGGGUGUCUCUGAUUGGGCAAGCGUUGAACUCUAGAAAAAGUGGUGCUGGUCUUGCAGUUAAUUGCGGGAAUGCCACUGAGUUUAUGGAGUGGGAAAUCAACGGACGAGAUUUCUUUGAUGAGAACGAGAGUGCGAAUCUCGAGUUUGUUUUGGCGGCAAGCAAGCAAAUGGUCGGCGUGUUCAUGUGCGUGUGGGUCCGGUCGGGUCUCGUGCCGCACGUGCGGGAGCUCCGAGUGUCUCGGGUCGGUAGGGGCAUUAUGGGAUACAUGGGAAACAAGGGAGCGAUCUCAAUAAGUAUGACGCUGCAUGGAACCACGUUUUGCUUUGUUUGCACUCACUUGGCGUCCGGAGAGAAGGACGGCGAUGAGCUCCGGCGGAACUCCGACGUGUCGGAGAUCUUAAAAAGAACAAAGUUCCCACAAUCAAGGAGACGUUCUCAAUCCCCAGACACCAUCUUAGAACACAAUAAAGUUAUAUGGCUUGGGGAUCUUAACUACCGUCUAACAACAAGCUUGAAUGACACCCAUGAGCUUCUUCAAAAGAAUGACUGGCAAGCACUCUUGGAGAAGGAUCAACUUAGAAUAGAACAAAAGGCAGGGAGAGUGUUCAGAGGAUGGAAAGAAGGGAAGAUAUAUUUUCCACCAACUUACAAAUACUUGGCAAACUCUGAUAACUAUGUUGCAAAUGCUGCAAAGUCUAAAGAGAAACGGCGUAACCCUGCUUGGUGUGAUAGAAUACUGUGGAGAGGGAAGGGAAUGAAACAGAUGUGGUAUGUGAGAGGGGAAACGCGUUUCUCAGAUCACCGGCCGGUGUACUCGAUGUUCACCGUUGAGGUAGACGGAGUGCCACGUGGAAGAAGGAGAAGGAAGGGAGGAGGGUUUGGCGUGCAACAAGCACUGUAGCAGUAACUCAGGAGGAGGAGUGUUGUCAUGUGGGAAAGUUCAAGCUGAAGAACAACUGCUUU